Molecule: messenger RNA, 636 nt
Organism: Alnus glutinosa
Lineage: Eukaryota; Viridiplantae; Streptophyta; Magnoliopsida; Fagales; Betulaceae
Product: GATA transcription factor 4-like
Exons: 1
Coding region: 1-636 (211 amino acids)
Biological process (GO): regulation of DNA-templated transcription
Molecular function (GO): sequence-specific DNA binding; zinc ion binding
Source: RefSeq, a predicted model, not a curated record
AUGGCUCUUGGUGAUAACAGUUAUUCUAUUGGAGACCCUUCUGCAGGGUAUCAUUUUUACAAUGACAUUGAGAGCCAACUCUGUGUCCCGCAAGACCGUUUGGAAGACAUAGAGAUGUUUCCAUCUUUUGACGAUGAUCCUAUUUUGGCCAGUGAUUUGGGUGAUUUCCUAGCGUCUCCGGAGAAAGUAGCCGGAGAAACAAAGCGGCUUCCUUUACAAGAUUCUGAUCGCUGUGUUGCUAAUAUAAAUCGUGGUAUAACUGAGUUGACAAGCCUUUUUCCCAGAAAGAAACCUAGGACCAAAAGACCGUGGUCCAACGUGCAUAUAAAACCGUCGUUUUUUAAGAAGGAAAAUAGAAAACAGUGUUUGGCUGAAAAUAUAAAGAGAAGGUGUGUACACUGCCAGGCUGAGAAGACUCCACAAUGGCGGGAGGGUCCGUCGGGGCCGAAGACGUUGUGCAAUGCUUGCGGGGUGAGGUACAAGUCGGGAAGGUUGGUGCCAGAGUAUCGUCCGUUUGGCAGCCCAACUUUUGAUAAUCGUAUGCAUUCAAAUUUUCACAAGCAGAUAUUGAAAAGAACGCAAGCAUUCAAUUUUUCACAAGCGGAUUUUGAAAAGAAGGGGUCUCAAGUUAAUUAG